GUCGUCCUCUCUCUUUUCUCUAUGGUUUCCCCUCCCAGUCUCUUCCUCACGGCGACGGGAAAUGGCGGCCGAGCUGCGAUAAGGGAGCGGGGCAGCUGGGAGCGCCGCCCGCCAGGAAUUAAUAUUUCUGAGAGCACAUUUCGAGAAUUUUAAAAUCACUUCAUUGAUUAACAUCUAGAGGCCUAAGAAGUAAUCCACUGAAGAAAAUGGGUAGAUCUAAUUCUAGAUCUCAUUCUUCAAGAUCAAAGUCCAGAUCUCAGUCCACUUCUAGGUCGAGGUCCAGAUCACAUUCUAGAAAAAAGAGAUACAGUUCUAGGUCUCGGUCCAGGACAUAUUCACGAUCUCGCAGUAGGGAUCGUGUUUAUUCUAGAGAUUAUCGCAGAGAUUACAGAAAUAAUAGAGGAAUGAGACGCCCCUAUGGUUACAGAGGAAGAGGUAGAGGGUAUUAUCAAGGAGGAGGUGGUAGAUAUCAUCGUGGAGGCUACAGACCUGUCUGGAAUCGAAGACACUCCCGAAGCCCUAGGCGGGGUCGUUCACGUUCCAGAAGUCCAAAGCGAAGGUCUGUGUCUUCCCAGAGGUCCAGGAGCAGAUCUCGUCGAUCUUACAGAUCUUCCAGGUCUCCAAGGUCCUCUUCAUCUCGUUCCUCAUCCCCAUACAGCAAAUCGCCUGUCUCUUCCAAAAGACGUGGCUCUCUGGAAAAGCAGGCUAAGAAAACUGAGGGAGCUCCUCUGCAAGAUAGCCCUUUAAAAAGUAAAUCACAGGAUGAACAGAAAGAUACAUUUGAACAUGACCCAUCUGAGUCCCUUGAUGACUUUAACAAAUCAUCAGCAGCUUCUGGUGACAUUUGGCCUGGCCUUUCAGCAUAUGAUAACAGUCCAAGGUCACCCCAUAGUCAUUCUGUUGCCUCCCCACCCAGUCAGAGUUCAUCUUGCUCUGAUGCCCCUUUGCUCAGCACAGUUCACUCAGCUAAAAACACACCUCAACAUUCACAUUCCAUUCAACAUAGCCCUGAGAGGUCUGGCUCUGGUUCCCUUGGAAAUGGUUCCAGUCGCUACAGUCCUUCUCAGAAUAGCCCAUUGCAUCACAUCCCUUCAAGGAGAAGCCCUGGAAAGACAAUCCCUUCACAGAGUGCUCCACGUGAGGAGGCUCGAAUGCGCUCAUUUUAUCCUGAAGCUGGGGAACAGGAAACUGCAAAGGGUGGAAAGUUUCUAAAAAGGUACACAGAUGAAGAGUCUAGAGUAUACCUGCUUGAUAGGGGUAAUACCAGGGAGAAAGAGGCCCAGAAGGAGAGAGGAUCAGAAAAAGGGAGGACAGAGGGAGAAAGGGAAUGGGAGGAUCAGGAAGCUUUAGAUUAUUUCAUUGGUAAAGAUGCUGGGAAACAAAAGUUCAGUGACUCUGAAGGGGAGGAGACAGAGGAGACAGAGGAUUAUGGACAGUUCAGAAAAUCUGUCCUCGCAGAUCAGGGUAAAAAUUUUGCUACUGCAUCUCACCGGAAUGCUGAGGAGGAAGGAACCAAAUACAAAUCUAAAAUUUCAAUGAAGGGCAAUAGAGAGAGUGAUGGAUUUAGAGAAGACAAGAGUUAUAAACUUAAAGAGACUGGCUAUGUAGUGGAAAGGCCUAGUGCAACAAAAGAUAAGCACAAGGAAGACGACAAAAGUUCUGAGAGAAUAAUGGUGAAGAAAGAAACUCAGUCACCUGAGCAGGUAAAGUCUGAAAAGCUCAAAGAACUCUUUGAUUACAGUCCCCCUCUACACAAGAAUCUGGAUGCGAGAGAAAAAUCCACCUUCCGAGAGGAGAGCCCACUUAGGAUCAAAAUGAUAGCCAGUGACUCCCAUCGUCCUGAAGUUAAGCUCAAAAUGGCACCGGUCCCUCUUGAUGAUUCCAAUAGACCUGCUUCCUUGACUAAAGACAGGCUGCUUGCUAGUACGCUUGUCCAUUCUGUCAAGAAGGAGCAAGAGUUCCGAUCCAUCUUUGACCACAUUAAGUUGCCACAGGCCAGCAAAAGCACGUCCGAGUCAUUUAUUCAGCACAUUGUGUCUUUGGUUCAUCAUGUCAAAGAACAAUACUUCAAGUCAGCUGGAAUGACCCUAAAUGAGAGGUUCACUGCGUAUCAAAAAGCUACUGAAGAACAUUGCACCCGGCAAAAGAGCCCAGAAAUACACAGGAGGAUUGACAUCUCUCCAACUGCCCUGAGGAAGCAUACCCGUUUAGCAGGUGAAGAGAGAGUCUUUAAAGAAGAAAGUCAAAAAGUAGAUAAAAAAUUAAGAUGCGAUUCUGCUGAUCUUCGGCACGACAUUGACCGUCGUCGAAAAGAGCGAAGUAAAGAACGAGGGGACUCUAAAGGUUCCAGGGAAAGCAGUGGAUCAAGAAAGCAGGAGAAAACUCCAAAAGAUUACAAGGAUUACAAAUCUUACAAAGAUGACAGUAAACAAAAAAGAGAGCAAGACCGUUCUCGAUCUUCCUCAUCUUCAUCCCCAUCUUCCGCCUCAUCCAGUUCACGAGAAGAAAAAGAUGGCAAGAAAGAAAGAGAUGAAGAGUUCAAAACCCACCAUGAGCAGAAAGAAUAUUCAGGUUUUACAGGAGUCAGCAGGCCGAGAGGCACCUUUUUUCGAAUUAGGGGCAGAGGAAGAGCCAGAGGCGUUUUUGCUGGAACAAAUACUGGUCCCAGCAACUCAAAUGCUACUUUUCAAAAGAGACCGAAGGAAGAGGAGUGGGAUCCUGAAUAUACCCCAAAAAGCAAGAAAUACUUCUUGCAUGAUGACAGAGAUGAUGGUGUGGAUUAUUGGGCCAAAAGAGGAAGAGGCCGUGGCACUUUCCAGCGUGGCAGAGGGCGGUUUAACUUCAAAAAAUCAGGUAGCAGUCCAAAGUGGACACAUGACAAAUACCAAGGGGAUGGGCUUGUGGAAGAUGAAGAAGAAACAAUGGAAAAUAAUGAAGAAAAGGACAGACGCAAAGAAGAAAAGGUAGAAAACUCUGGCUUGUCGAUGAAUUGAAGAACAGAUUUCCUUCCUCACCAUACCCUAAGAGUAAUAUGAAGAAAAAUUCCAGCUGAAAAAGCAGCCCUUGCACCACCCACACAGCAUUUUUAAUAUUUUUUUGUCGUCAAAUGAAUGUAAGCAUUUUACUUAAAUUUUACUGUUUAAAAGUAGUUUAGAGGGAUUGUUUUUUGUUUUAAGCCUUUAGAGAUCUUGAUAUAGUAAACUGUAUGUUGACGAUCGUACAGGUAGAAAGUAAAAUGAUAUUUGUAAUUAUCAACUUUUAAGAACUUUUACUGUCUGUUAUAUACAGUGUAAUUCUGCUCUGUCCAAAAGAUAUGGUCAAGUGCAACUCAAAAGUUUUGAUUCUCCCCUAUGACGCUGUGUUUUAUUCUGAAGUAAACUUAUAGCUCUGCAU
Emys orbicularis (European pond turtle) is the source of this 3393-nucleotide messenger RNA. RefSeq names its product BCL2 associated transcription factor 1 (gene BCLAF1). Gene Ontology annotation, biological process: positive regulation of transcription by RNA polymerase II. Gene Ontology annotation, cellular component: mediator complex. The transcript is spliced from 13 exons. The record is from RefSeq and is a predicted model, not a curated record. Bases 207 to 2993 code for a protein of 928 amino acids. Gene Ontology annotation, molecular function: DNA binding; transcription coregulator activity. Lineage: Eukaryota; Metazoa; Chordata; Testudines; Emydidae.